AUGGCCCACCCCUCACAACUAGGUUUACAAGAUGCAGCCUCACCUGUAAUAGAAGAACUACUACACUUCCACGAUCAUGCUUUAAUAAUUGUCUUCCUGAUUAGCACCCUAGUACUUUACAUUAUUGUUGCAAUAGUAUCUACUAAACUUACUAACAAAUAUAUCCUUGACUCUCAGGAAAUCGAAAUUAUUUGAACACUUCUCCCAGCACUAAUUCUAAUUUUGAUCGCCCUCCCCUCUCUACGGAUUCUAUACUUAAUAGACGAAAUUAAUGACCCCCACUUAACCAUUAAAGCUGUCGGCCACCAAUGAUACUGAAGCUAUGAGUAUACAGAUUACGAAGAGCUCGGCUUUGAUUCAUAUAUGAUCCCGACCCAGGACCUCACCCCUGGACAGUUCCGGCUGCUGGAAACCGACCAUCGAAUAGUUAUUCCGGUAGAGUCCCCCAUUCGAAUUCUAGUUACUGCCGAAGAUGUCCUACAUUCAUGAGCCGUCCCAUCCCUUGGCGUCAAAAUGGACGCAGUGCCAGGGCGCCUGAACCAAGUAGCAUUUAUCGCCUCUCGACCCGGAGUUUACUACGGCCAAUGCUCUGAGAUCUGCGGGGCUAACCACAGUUUUAUACCUAUCGUUGUAGAAGCAGUUCCUCUAAAGCACUUUGAAAAUUGAUCCUCAUUAAUACUUCAAGACGCCU
This is a messenger RNA of Salarias fasciatus (jewelled blenny), 691 nucleotides long. The record is from the annotation of a RefSeq genome assembly. NCBI's taxonomy places the organism in Eukaryota, Metazoa, Chordata, Actinopteri, Blenniiformes, Blenniidae.